CCUCCUCCCACCCCGCCCUGGCCUGUGGCCUCACCAUUGGACCGGGAAAGGGGAAAUUCUUGCGUUUAAAGUCCAGCAGGUGGAAGGUCCAGGCUGGGACACCUGGGUCUCUUGGCAGUGUCUGCAGACAUGACCAGGGCUGGUGGGGGCCUCAGGGCCUGGGGGAGCCUGGUGCUGCUGGGCCUGUGCAGCUGGACAGGGGCCAGGGCGGCUGCCCCCAACCCCGUCAGGAACCUGGGUGUGGAGACCCAGACCACCAGCUCCAUCACCCUGAGGUGGGAGGUGCCCGAAGGCCCUGACCCUCAGGGCUACACCUACUGGGUCCAGUGCACUGGAGAUGGAGGCACAUCUGAGACCAGAAGCACAACCAACACCAGUGUCUCAGUGGAAGGUCUGGAACCCGGGACCUUGUACGAAUUCUCUGUGUGGGCGGAGGCGAAUGGCGUUCCUGGCUCCAACCAGACCCUCAACAGCUCCACAGCCCCCAACCCCGUCAGGAACCUGGGUGUGGAGACCCAGACCACCAGCUCCAUCACCCUGAGGUGGGAGGUGCCCGAAGGCCCUGACCCUCAGGGCUACACCUACUGGGUCCAGUGCACUGGAGAUGGAGGCACAUCUGAGACCAGAAGCACAACCAACACCAGUGUCUCAGUGGAAGGUCUGGAACCCGGGACCUUGUACGAAUUCUCUGUGUGGGUGGAGGCGAAUGGCGUUCCUGGCUCCAACCAGACCCUCAACAGCUCCACAGCCCCCAACCCCGUCAGGAACCUGGGUGUGGAGACCCAGACCACCAGCUCCAUCACCCUGAGGUGGGAGGUGCCCGAAGGCCCUGACCCUCAGGGCUACACCUACUGGGUCCAGUGCACUGGAGAUGGAGGCACAUCUGAGACCAGAAGCACAACCAACACCAGUGUCUCAGUGGAAGGUCUGGAACCCGGGACCUUGUACGAAUUCUCUGUGUGGGUGGAGGCGAAUGGCGUUCCUGGCUCCAACCAGACCCUCAACAGCUCCACAGUCCCCAAUGCAGUGACAAGUCUCAGGGUGGAAGACUGGACCAACAGCUCCCUCACCCUGAGCUGGACCGCUCCCCAGGGCCCACCUCACCCUCCCUACACCUACUCGGUCUCAUGGGUCGAGGAGAGCACUCCUGCCUCUGGGACCCGUCACACCCUAAACACCCGGGUGGUGCUGGAGCUGGAAGCUGGGAGCCUGUUUACCUUCACUGUCUGGGCAGAGAGGAAUGGAGCCAGCAGUGACAACAGGACCCUCACCGGGGCCACUGCUCCCAGCGAGGUCACAGGCCUGCAGAACGAAACGCAGACCAGCACCUCAGUCACCCUGCAGUGGGAGGCCCCCGCAGACCCCCACUCUCAGCUCUACGUAUUCUGGGUCCAGUGGGUCAGUGGAGGACAUCCCCAGGGAGAGCAAGGUCCCCAAGGACGUCAGGCCAACCAGACGGGCAGGACCAAUGAGACUCGGUUCGAGGUGGAGGCCCUGGAACCCGGGACUCUGUACAACUUCAGCGUGUGGGCAGAGAGGAACAACGUAGCCGGUUCCACACGGAGCCUCCGUGCAUCCACAGCUCCGGACCCUGUCACCAUCACCUCCUGCUCCAGUGCCUCGGGGGGCUACAAGGUCGUUGUGACCUGGUCCUGCCCCCCAGGAGGCUAUGAAGCCUUUGAAUUGGAGGUGGGCCGACAGCGGGUCUCCCAGCCCCCCUCUUCCUGUGGGAAGGGCGUGUCAAUGUCAGGACUUGGGCCAGCUAAGUCCUACCCAGUCAUGGUCACCACCCUGUGGGACGGAAUGAGGGCCCAGUCUACCUCAGUGACCUGCCACACCGAGAGCGCAGGGGUCAUCGCUGGAGCCAUCAUUGGCGUCCUCCUGCUUCUCAUCCUGGUGGGCCUGCUGGUUUUCUUCCUGAAGAGGAGGCGUGAGAAGAUGAUUGAGAAGAGACAGGUACCCAGGGACCUGGUGUUCAGCUUCCCAGGGGACAUCCCAGCUGAGGACUUUGCCGACCACGUCAGGAAAAAUGAGAAGGACAGCUGCUGUGGCUUUGCAGAGGAGUACCAGCAACUGGCCCUGGAGGACCACAGCCAGUCCCAGAAGGUGGCCUCGGCUCCAGAAAACAGCGCCAAGAACCGUUACAGAAAUGUGCUGCCCUAUGACUGGUCCCGAGUGCCCCUGAUGCCCCUCCGCGGGGAGCCGGGCUCCGAGUACAUCAAUGCCAGCUUCAUACCUGGUCUCUGGAGCCCCCAGGAGUUCAUUGCAGCCCAGGGCCCCCUACCCCAGACGGUGGGCGACUUCUGGCGCCUGGUGUGGGAGCAGCAGAGCCACACUCUGGUCAUGCUGACCAACUGCGUGGAGUCCGGCCGGGUGAAGUGUGCACAUUACUGGCCCCUAGACGCCCAGCCCUGCACCCAUGGGCACCUACAAGUGACCCUGGUGGCUGAGGAGGCGACGGAGAACUGGACGGUGCGAGACAUGAAGCUCUGGCAUAUGCAAGAGCAGAAGGCUUUAUCGGUGCAUCAGUUCCACUUUGUGACCUGGCCGGACCACGGCGUCCCCCACUCCCCAGACCCCCUGCUGGCCUUCUGGAAGAAGCUCCGGCAGUGGCUGGACCAGAGCAUGGGGGGAGGCCCCCCCAUUGUGCACUGCAGCGCUGGCGUGGGCCGCACGGGCACCCUCAUUGCCCUGGACGUCCUGCUGCGGCAGCUGGAGUGUGAGGGUCUCGUGGGGCCCUUCAGCUACGUGAGGAAGAUGAGAGAAAGCCGGCCACUGAUGGUGCAGACGGAGGCCCAGUACGUGUUCCUACACCAGUGCAUCCUUCGGUUUCUGCAGCAGUCAUCCCCGGCGCCCGCGAAGAAGGGGGCCAUAUAUGAGAACCUAAGUUAUGAGAAUGCAGCUGCGACAGAGGCUUAAGUUGGGAGAGGGCUGAGACCCCAGCCCAUCUAGACUCACAUUCCGAAUUCCUCUUCAGCCCAGAUACCUGGACCUUGGGGACAGCACAAGGCUGGGGUCUCAGACCCCUGGGCUCUGCAGGAAGAGGGGGCUGGCAGCCUCAACUCCUACUUUCUGGAGGGAGAGAGGUUAAGUGGGAAGCCAGAUCCUAGAUUUCCAGGUCCUUGAAGAAGGGGAGGGAUGGAAGCCAGGAUUUCCUUUUGUU
Phacochoerus africanus (Common warthog) is the source of this 3163-nucleotide messenger RNA. RefSeq names its product protein tyrosine phosphatase receptor type H (gene PTPRH). The coding region runs from base 130 to 2919 and encodes 929 amino acids. The transcript has 18 exons. Gene Ontology annotation, biological process: protein dephosphorylation. Gene Ontology annotation, molecular function: protein binding; protein tyrosine phosphatase activity. The record is from RefSeq and is a predicted model, not a curated record. Lineage: Eukaryota; Metazoa; Chordata; Mammalia; Artiodactyla; Suidae.